Molecule: messenger RNA, 1556 nt
Organism: Guyanagaster necrorhizus
Lineage: Eukaryota; Fungi; Basidiomycota; Agaricomycetes; Agaricales; Physalacriaceae
Product: thioredoxin reductase
Exons: 8
Coding region: 153-1163 (336 amino acids)
Biological process (GO): removal of superoxide radicals
Cellular component (GO): cytoplasm
Molecular function (GO): thioredoxin-disulfide reductase (NADPH) activity
Source: RefSeq, a predicted model, not a curated record
ACUCAUUGCUCAGCCCGCUGGCAAAUUCACUUAAAAGUGUCCAGCGAUCGCAUUUUAUCAGAACGACGUUCCCACGACUCAUACCCAACUUGCGCUACUGCGUUGCAGCCAUACCCAUUUCACUACAAGAAAAGCGGACUUUGACGACUACAAUGGCUCCAGUCACCAACGGAAAGGUCGAGAGGAGCUCGAAAAUGCAUUCAAAAGUUGUAAUUAUCGGCUCUGGUCCAGCCGGACACACCGCCGCCAUCUACCUUGCGAGAGCCAACCUGAGCCCAGUGUUAUUCGAGGGUUUCAUGGCCAACGGAUUUGCUGCAGGAGGACAGCUUACCACGACGACCGAUGUGGAGAACUUUCCCGGCUUCCCGACGGGCAUAUUAGGGCCUGAGCUCAUGGACAAAUUCCGCGAGCAGUCGGUCAGAUUUGGCACCAAUAUUAUCACUGAGACCGUGUCCAAGAUCGACUUGUCUGCACGUCCGUUCCAGUAUUGGAGGGAAAUGCAAGAGGAUGAGGAACCUGAAACGGCGGACACGGUCAUCAUCGCUACCGGUGCUAGCGCGAAACGUCUCGGCCUUAAAGGCGAGUCCACAUAUUGGCAAAGCGGUAUCAGUGCCUGUGCUGUUUGCGAUGGAGCUGUUCCUAUAUUCCGGAACAAACCUCUUGCUGUCAUUGGCGGCGGUGAUUCAGCAGCGGAAGAAGCAACUUACCUUACUAAGUAUGGGUCCCAUGUAUACGUGCUUGUCCGCCGUGAUGAGCUCCGUGCAUCCAAGAUCAUGGCAAAACGGCUUUUGAACAAUCCCAAAGUGACCGUUCUCUGGAACACUGUUGCCGUUGAGUGCCAAGGUGAUGGAGACCUGUUGACCAACCUGCGAAUCAAGAACGUCUUGACGAAUGAAGAGAAGGAUCUGCCUGUUAAUGGCCUGUUCUAUGCCAUCGGCCACGAACCGGCCACAGCGAUCGUCCGCUCUCAGCUGCAGACCGACCCUGAUGGUUACAUCAUCACCGUACCGGGGACUACGCAAACAUCUGUGAAGGGCGUUUUUGCUGCCGGUGACGUGCAAGACAAACGAUACAGACAAGCCAUCACCAGCGCUGGUAGCGGAUGUAUGGCUGCUCUCGAAGUGGAGAAAUUAAUCUCGGAAGAAGGGGAAUUUGGAGAGUGAUCGAGGACGAUACACAUAGAAACCAAUUAUCUGUAUUUUUAUCAAGGUCUUAAGGUCUUAUAAUUUUAUUACUGCUCCUGCACUCAACUCCCUCUAUGAUUUUCUUCCUUGCCCAGGUUACGCCUCGAGCAAGCCAUACCACGCACUAAUCGUGUACCCCAUAUUCGAUACUUAUUGCCCUUAGAUCUGAGCAGAGGAAGAACAUCCAGCCAUGCGAGUUGCGGUCAGUAAAAGUGAAAGAGUAUUUGCCAUCAAAGCAAAACAGCAGUCCUGCUCGUCCCAUCCCCAUGCGGUUGAGUUGAAGGUAGAAUGGGAUGUAGCGAGACGCAGAGAUCAGACAUAGCAUCGACAUCAUGCAAGCAUACUGAUAGAAUUCUCAAUAAUAAGGCCUCG